Doryrhamphus excisus (bluestripe pipefish) is the source of this 3962-nucleotide messenger RNA. RefSeq names its product SRY-box transcription factor 14 (gene sox14). Lineage: Eukaryota; Metazoa; Chordata; Actinopteri; Syngnathiformes; Syngnathidae. The record is from RefSeq and is a predicted model, not a curated record. Gene Ontology annotation, cellular component: nucleus. Gene Ontology annotation, molecular function: RNA polymerase II cis-regulatory region sequence-specific DNA binding; DNA-binding transcription activator activity, RNA polymerase II-specific. Gene Ontology annotation, biological process: brain development; negative regulation of transcription by RNA polymerase II; neuron differentiation.
ACUUGGCCGAUUUUGGCUUCUUCUUCUCUCUUCCUGCUCGCACUUCCAAGCAGCCAGGUGCUCCAUUAGAGAGAGAGAGGAGCGUGCGUGUGAGCGUGUGUGCAGAAAAAGGAAGGAGAGACUUUCUUGCCUACACCUUUUUGUGGAUUUUUCUCCGCCAACACGCUUCUUCCUGGACUUUACGUCUCCAAACUCUGGAUUCUCUCUUUUUUUUUAAAGUUCUUAUUUCCGGCUGCACCCCCCCCACCCCCAGACGUGGCAUGCCUGCUAUCUCGCACCUGGACAGGUGAACUUGCUUUUCCCCCCUUUCCCGCGCUAACCAGAUAAGAACUCCCCCCCUCCCCCCGUCCCUACCCCAGAAGAUGUCCAAACCGGCAGACCACAUCAAGAGACCCAUGAACGCCUUCAUGGUCUGGUCCCGCGGCCAGAGGCGGAAGAUGGCCCAGGAGAACCCCAAGAUGCACAACUCGGAGAUCAGCAAGCGUCUGGGCGCCGAGUGGAAGCUGCUGUCCGAGUCCGAGAAGAGACCUUACAUCGACGAGGCCAAGCGGCUCCGGGCUCAGCACAUGAAGGAGCACCCGGACUACAAGUACCGGCCCCGGCGCAAACCCAAGAACCUGCUGAAGAAGGACAGGUACGUCUUCCCGCUGCCUUACCUGGGCGACACGGAGCACCUGAAGGGUCUCCCGGUGUCCGCCGCCGCCGACUCCCUGCUGAGCGCCUCGGAGAAGGCGCGCGCCUUCCUGCCCCCCUCCUCGGCCCCGUACUCCUUCCUGGACCCGAGCCAGUUCAGCUCCAGCGCCAUCCAGAAGAUGAGCGAGAUGCCGCACACGCUGGGCACCGGCUCUUUGCCCUACGCCUCCUCGCUGGGUUACCAGAACGGCGCGUUCGGGGCGCUGGGCUGCCCCACGCAGCACACCCACACCCACCCGUCGCCCACGAACCCGGGCUACGUGGUGCCGUGUAACUGCACCGCCUGGUCCGCGUCCAGUUUACAGCCCCCGGUGGCCUACAUACUCUUUCCAGGUAUGACCAAGACUGGGAUUGACCCCUACUCGUCCGCGCACGCCGCUGCCAUGUAACACACACCCUCUUUGCAACAUGCAUGUACAUACGACGUGGACGCGCACGAACAGUAUUAACAGUCAAGCGUUUGGACUUUAAAAAAAACAACAACAAAAAAAACAAGUUCCGGAUUGGGACUUGGAAGAAAUGUAAAUGUUUAUAUGGCAGCCACAAGAAAAGGAGGCCUUUAACUUUAUUUAUUGUGUACAUUUCAAUGCUGAUAUGAUCAUUUGUGUUGAUUAUUGAUAAGAUAUUCUUCCUUUUGGUUCUUUUAGUCCACCUUUUGGCACUCUACAAUUCCAUCCCGGCUAAACCAGGAGCUUUAGGCUGGAUUAUAUACGGGUUAUAUUGUUUAGAUUCAUCCCCAAAAAGCCACAUCAAAGCAGACGCUCUAUUUAAGACAAACAAUAAUGUUUUAUUUAACACUUUUUUACCCUGUGAUGAAGUGCUAUUAAUAAUUGCACGCUCGUUUUCAUUUUUUUUAUUUAAAUUUUAUGAUGAUUUUUUUAUUUUUUUCUGACAAUUCAAGGAGUUUAUGUGUAUUUUCUAUCUAAGAUUUAAAAGCUGUCAUGUAAUCUAGAAGGUUUGACACCUCCUCACCUCCUCUUUGUUCACUUUGUGGAGCAGAGAGAAUCCAAUAAAGACAAUCUGUCUUCACCUACUUGAUGCUUUCUGGGAAAACAUAAUUGGUUCAAAAUCAAAUUUAUUGGGGGGAAACAUAAGUUUUAAAAAGCAACGUGGCCACAAAUGACUAUAAAUUAUUACAACUUUAAAAUAAUUUGUUUAAAAAAUUAUUUUGGGGGGUGGGAUACGUGAAAAUUACCAGUUAAAAAAAGUGAGAAUAAAUUGUGAAAAAUGAGUUAUGAAGGAAAAUACUUUGAAAUAAUUGCAAAAAGGUGUAAACGGUAAUUGCUUCAAAUUUAUAUAUUUUUUAUACUGUCUGCUCAGAAAUAACACAUGAAAGAAAUAUGAUGGAGGAAAACAAAUAUUCCAUAUGAUCACAAUUGGUAAACAUUGGAAUUGUUUGUUAAAUAUAUAUAUAUAUACAUAUUUUUUCAAGUCAGAAAUAUUUCCAAAAUAUUUCAAACGUCAGAAUAAACAUUUUAAAUGAGGCUAAAAUAUUUAGAAUAAAUUUGUUAAAAAUAAUUGAGUAUUGAGUAUAUAUAUAUUGAGUAUAAUUGAGUAUUUUUAAAUAAGACCAAACAAGCUUAAAAGAUUAAAACAAUGAGUUAAAAAAUAAAAUAAUGACUAUACUUUGCAGCCCCCCCCCCCCAUUUAAUCCUCAUGGGGGAUGCGCGUGCAGGUUUGGAGGUUCUGAGCUUCCGAGUGGUUUUUGCUGUUUGUUUGGAGAGGAGACUUUUCCUGGUUUUCAUCCCCAGCCCAAGAGAGGCAAGGCAGGGAGGAAAAAGAGAGAGCAAGGAGGGGAGGGAUGGAGGCCUCCCUGGAGGGAUCCCGCCUGUCAGACCCGUUUGACGGCUUCAUGGCUCCAAGCAGGGGGGGGCCCUCUGCUUGGAUCUGCCAAGUGGAUUCAUCAUGGAGAGACCGCAAAAAAAAAAAAAACACACACAACUAAAAAGAAAUCUUUUUCUUUGUACAUCCUGCAACUUGUCUGCACGUUUGAUGACUCAGCCAAAAACCCCACCCUAAAAAAAAAGAGAUGACUUGCUCCAACGUGCGCUCACUCAUUAAGACAAAAGACUUGACACGCACGCAGGAAUGAGACCUUCGUGUGUGUGUGUGUGUGUGCGCGUGCGCAGCUUUCCUCACCACUCAACUGGGAGUGCAUUUCUAAUUAAGAAUUUAAUUUUCCACGUACAAAUUGUUGACUUUAUCUGUCAGGAACAUAUGCUGCUGCUGCUGCACGGAGGAGUGGAGGUGCAAUCUAGCCCUGGAGGGGGUGGAAUUUAGGCAAGGAGUGUGUGUGCGUAUGUGUGUGUGUGUGUGUGUGUGUGUGUGUGACAGUGUCGUAGUUAUCAGCAGCUUGUAAAUGAAGAUACUUGAAGUUGUACACCCCCUUGCCUUCCCCCCAAAAAAAGCAUCUCCAUUCAAUUUUCCAAUAAUUGUACAUUAUUAUAACGACUGACAUCAUUUAUUUUCGUUCUUAUUUUAUGCAUUGUUUCCAAUAAAUUACAUUUAACGAGACAGGAAACGAGAAAGGAGUUUUACGCUUAAAAAAAAUAUUAUUAUUUUCUCCCCCUCCCACCGUGGCACCCCACCCCUUGACGCUUUUAGUCUCCUUAUCUCCUUUGCAGCAACACUGACGAUAAUUGUUUUGUACAUUUUUUAUUUCAUUAAGCAGUCAUUUAUAUGCUUCAUUUUUUAACUGAUAAAAAAAUAUUUAAAAAAAAGGGGGGGCACUUGAAAUCCAAAAGCAUGACAAAGAGAACUCACACAACCAAUUUCUAAGGUGUGUUUCUUUUCCCUUUUUCAUGAUUAAAAGCAGCCACGGGUCAUUUCAACAAUUGCCUCGCCUUAAUGAUGUUUAAUUAAGUGAGUCAUGGAGACAAAUGUCAUUAUACUUCUUGUUUCAAAAAGAGGACAAGCUGUCAUGAUGCCGAUGUUAAAAAAAAAAAAGAAAAAGAAACACACUUAUGUGAAAAGAGGAUAAAAGUGAUCUCAUUCCGGCAUAUUUAAUAUUGUCUCCAAAAGAGCCCAAAAAGGAUAAAACCACCCUAGUCUGUAUCUGAAAUUGAAUCUGGGAUAGCAUUUUGACGGCGGCUAAAAAAAAAAAGUAUAAAAAAGCGUACAGUUGUGUUGUUUGAAGAGGGGUAGUUUAUAUAUAUAUAUAAAGAGAGAGGGGGGGGGGGGUUCCUGGAUGCUCAUUUAUUUGAAGGCAAAGAAAUGAUAAAAAUAAAGAAGAAAAAGCUUAGAGAAGAAAAGGAAUCACUUUGCACGCC